AACGAUGAACUUAUCUAUUAAGCUUUGUAGGACAGACCAUAUUUAUAUCAAAAUGCCACAAAAUAUCCUUGUCAUUCGUACUUUAGAUUGUUACAAGACAGUUUGGAUUCAUAUAUCUGUUGAAUAAAAUAAUCCUGAAACAUGCAAAGUCAAGAUUUAUCCGUCUUGGAAUUGUUGGGGUCCUCCAUCGCUAAAAUGGGACAAAUUCCGGAACAUAUCGCAGUAAUUAUGGAUGGAAAUCGACGCUAUGCAAGAACAAUGGGGAUGAAAACACUUUUGGGACAUCAAACUGGAGCUAACGUACUGCACAACCUUGAAUCAUGGGGAAAAGCCUUAGGUUGCAAGGAGCUCACGGUGUAUGCUUUUUCCACCGAAAACUUUAAGCGUACCAAAGAAGAAGUGGAAAAUUUGAUGGAUUUGAUGUUUUACGAAUUGGGAAAAUCACUUUUGAAUGUUGAAGAUGGUAGUAACAUGGAUACUUGCAUUCAAUUUAUUGGGAAUUUACACACUCUUCCAGCAAAAGUUCAACACAGAAUGGCUAACAUCAUGAAAAAAACGCGUUACUUUGAACCUUACAAGUUGAAUAUUGCAGUGGCUUACACAGGUCGAGAAGGAAUAUUGCGCAGCAUGAACGUUAUCCAAAGGAACACUGAUAACAAUCAAAUAAAUACCUGCUUGGUAGACCAAUCGCAACAUUUAAUGGAUGUGCGUCCCGUCGACAUGCUUAUCAGGACUGGGGGUGAUUUACGCCUUUCUGAUUUCAUGUUGUGGGAAAGUUCACAUGCCUACAUUCACUUUACACCCGUGACAUGGCCAGAAUUGACAUUUUGGCAACUUUUACACGCAUGCUUCAUGUACCAGAUCCAUCGGAAGAAAGUUACCCCUAAAGAGUUACCACCAAAUAACUACCUUGAUCUCACUGACGUCCAAUACGCUGACCUCACCUUGGAGAAAUCUCGCACUCUUGAAUGGAAAGUUAUUGACGGAAAGGCCGGUAGUGACUUUCCUCACGGGCGAAAUGCGAAAAUUCCUUCUCCAACUAUUUGGUACCGACAACUACUCAAAAAUGUAUUAACAAUUUAAUUAAGCUAAGAUCAAACUGCACUUAUUCAUGCAUGGCUUUCUGUAAAUAAUUGUAUUUCAAACUAAUAAUUUGUUCUCAAAUCAAUUGAAAUGUGCAAAUAUUCAUAUCAUGCAAGAUCGAGCUUAUGAUACAUAAUUAGAAUUACUUGAAUUAAAUUUGUUUCUGCGAAACAAAAAUCAUUCCAGCUAACAUGUUUACAAUUCUCAUACAAUUUAUUUCAUGAUAAAAUUAUUCAUUUACACAG
Molecule: messenger RNA, 1328 nt
Organism: Folsomia candida
Lineage: Eukaryota; Metazoa; Arthropoda; Collembola; Entomobryomorpha; Isotomidae
Product: isoprenyl transferase
Exons: 6
Coding region: 142-1083 (313 amino acids)
Biological process (GO): polyprenol biosynthetic process
Cellular component (GO): endoplasmic reticulum
Source: RefSeq, a predicted model, not a curated record